Sebastes umbrosus (honeycomb rockfish) is the source of this 941-nucleotide messenger RNA. RefSeq names its product transmembrane protein 238-like. Lineage: Eukaryota; Metazoa; Chordata; Actinopteri; Perciformes; Sebastidae. The record is from RefSeq and is a predicted model, not a curated record. The transcript has a single exon. The annotation marks the transcript as partial.
AAUGUCUCCACCAUGGCUCAGAUAAAGUACAUAGGAUUAUGCGUGUCUGCAUUUAUGUUAGCCGUCGCACUCGACGUCGGCGGUGUGGUUCUGCUCUUUGUCGGUAUCUUCGCCAACCUGCGCCUCGACGGCCGCUUCUACGGCGACUUCUUGAUCUACACCGGCUCUCUGCUCAUCUUCAGCAGCCUGGCCUCCUGGAUCAUCUGGUACAUUGGCAACGUGCAGCUGGACGAGGACGACGACGGGAAGAAGAAGAAGAAGAGGAGCAGCAUCGUGCAGCUGGCCAGGAAACUCUCCGAGAGGUUGAGCCAGAAGCUGAAACCACGCGUGAAAUAUGUGGAGGAUGGUGAGGAGUGCAGCAGCAGCCAGGUGAGCUCACCUGCUGAUGCUGCACACAUAGCCAGCAGGGUGACCUGGGGCAGAUCCACAGCCUACCACAAUGAAGGCUACGAUGACUGUCUGGACUCUGUGGAGAAGAAUAUGGAGCUUGAACCAGAGGACAAACCAGAGAUCUGAACCACCACCAUGAUGAUGCCAUGAAUGGGUAUACCUUCAUAUACAAUAGAUGCUUUAAAUGUGGCCAUGUCUGCAGCAGGAUGCUACUGUAGAGAAUAUUAUUAUAUGCUGUAUUUCUCAGCCAAAACUAAGUGAAGAAUAUUAUUAUAUAGCCAAUUAUUAUAUACUGUAUUUCUGUAUGGAUGAGUGGAUGGAAAUAAUGUUCAUAGGUCAGUAAUACUUAACUUUACAGGUUCUGUAAGUUAUGGAAAGAUUUUUGCAUCUACUUCUGACAGGGAAAACAGAUAGUUGGUGCACUCUCAAUUAAUAGUGAUUCUUUAAAGACCCCAUAUUAUAAAAAAGUGAGAUUUUCAUGUUUUGUUAUUAUAAAGCAGGUUUAAGUCCUAUAUAAAUACUGUGAAAGUAUCAAAACACUCAAUCCACAG